Selaginella moellendorffii is the source of this 1501-nucleotide messenger RNA. RefSeq names its product momilactone A synthase. Gene Ontology annotation, cellular component: cytosol. The transcript has 3 exons. Gene Ontology annotation, biological process: proteolysis. The coding region runs from base 98 to 943 and encodes 281 amino acids. Gene Ontology annotation, molecular function: pyroglutamyl-peptidase activity; oxidoreductase activity. The record is from RefSeq and is a predicted model, not a curated record. Lineage: Eukaryota; Viridiplantae; Streptophyta; Lycopodiopsida; Selaginellales; Selaginellaceae.
CAGGCCUCGAGCGGUCUGACUUUGACUUUGUCUCGUUGCAACAGGCUUUAAUACUUGAGCAGUGCUGCCUUGCUACUCGUGUUGCAAGAUCCCAACAAUGCUUUCCAGGAUCAAAGGGAAAGUGGCACUCGUCACCGGUGGUGCUUCGGGUAUCGGCGCAGCCACGGUCAAGAAAUUCAGAGCUCAUGGAGCGGAAGUUAUCAUUGCCGACGUCCAAGACAGCCGCGGCGAGGCGCUGGCGGCCGAGACGGGCGCUCACUACACACACUGCGACGUUUCUCAGGAGUCUCAGGUGGCAGCAGCAGUGGACCUGGCCGUCUCAAAGUUUGGCUCGCUCGGCAUCAUGUUCAACAACGCCGGGAUCAUCUCGGGCCCCAAGCCGGCCGACUCCAUCGCCCGUCUCGACAUGUCCGACCUCGACGCCGUGCUCGCUGUCAACGUGAGAGGCGUCGCUCACGGGGUGAAGCACGCGGCCAGAGUCAUGGUCCCUCGCAACUCGGGCUCGAUCAUCACCACGGCCAGCAUCGCUCACAUCAUCUCCGGCAGCGCGCUCCACCCCUACACCAUCAGCAAGCACGCCGUGGUUGGCAUCACAAAGUCGGCGGCCUCGGAGCUGGCCUUUCACGGGGUCCGAGUGAACUGCAUCUCUCCGGCCGCGGUGGUGACCGAAAUCGCGACGAAGUUUUGGGAGAACUUGGUGCCGGUUGCGGAGGCCAAGCUUGACAUGCAAGCGGCGUUUUCAGGGAAGCCCGGGUUUGAUCUCCGGCGGGCCUUGAUGGAGCCGGAGGAGAUCGCAGAGGCCGCGCUCUUCCUCGCCAGCGAUGAGUCGAGGUUUGUGAGCGGCCAUGACUUGGUGGUGGACGGCUCGCUCGCAGGGACUGCCGCGUUUAACAUCUUCAAGGAUAUCCAGCAGGGGCAGCUGCGUCUGGUAACGAAGAACUAGAGUGAGCUCUAAAACAAUUCGAAUAUUCCAAGAAUGGAAUAUUCUAAUGAAUGUUUGAGAAUAUGCCUACCUAGACGGAAUAUGCUCUGGGUCCAGAGAAUAUGCCUUGUGUUUUAGGGCAAGUGUGGAUUUUUGCCGUUGCGAGGGCGCGCCCCGCGAAUGCGAGGGUGAUUCUCGAGCUUGGGUCGAUGAUUUGAUCGCGCUACCGGUCUCGAGGAGCAUUUCACACAUUUAGCACUUGGUGGUGAAGGAAUGAGUAUGUUCUGGGAGCAACUAUGACGGGUCAGUGUUUUGCGGCUUCAUUCAUCACCAUUGCGGGGUUGCAGGCUUUUGUUCAGGCUUUUGUUCGGGCCGCAGUUUUUAUGCCUCAAUCAUUCUCAGUCGUGUAGAAGGAGAGAGCGAGACUUUUAAAAGGGCAGCCAACUCUUCUACAGUAGGUGCGGAACGAGGUGACAUAUUGCGAAUCCUGUACUCGGGCGUGGCAGUGGGGGUCCCCCCUGCACAAAAAGAAGGCCGAAAUAAAAAAGGAAAGGAAAGCAGGCUACAGUGCUUCGAUCA